AUGGACAGGACGGGUUUCCAGUGGGGCCCAUUCUUCACCCAGACCCCAAGAGUAGCUGAGCACUCCAUCCUGGGAGCUAAGGCCCCCGAACCCUUCUUUCCUCCUCUGAAGCCUGCGGGGGUCACCUCCCACCUCAGGCACUCAACCAGGAAGGGGGGCAGCAUGUCCGUGGAGCCCAAGCCCACCUCAGACUACCUGGACUUCCGAUUCCUGCGAACCUGCUCGACGCUGGAGAAGAUCCAGGGGGAGCUGCUGUACCGCUGUGCCAGCUGCCUGUGGUACUACCCAAGUCUGGUCUCUCUGCAGACACAUAUCCAGCAGGGCUGGAAGGAGGGCUUCAGCUGCAGAGUCUACUACAAGAAGCUGAAGGAGGUUCGCUGCCAGAGCAAAAUUAAAAGACUCCAGGGAGGGCAAUUUGAGGGCAAUGACCCGCCGCACGGCAGCCCCUUUUCACCGGGGAAGAAAAUUGUGACGUUAGGGGAGGAUGUGAGGUCACAGGGUGGAACCACCGGGGAGACCGAGCAGAGAAACCGUCAGGACAAGAGCAGUCUGACACCUCUUCACACAGCUGAUCAGGAGCUGCUGGUGAAGAAAGGGUCUCUACUCUCAGCCAUGUCUUCUCUGAAUAGUUAUGGGACAGACUUCGUCCUGGCCUUCCCCGAGAACAUUGCUUACUACCAUCCAUGGAAACCUUUGAACCAAGUCCAGAUCACAGCCAUGGAUGGCAACUAUAGAGUCAAUAUUGUCAUGGAGGAUGUCAACCAGAUCGAGACCGUAUGGGUGAACCAAGGUCAAAUGGUGGUGGUGAACAUCUCAGUCACGAAUCAGCAGAACCUGACGGAGCUUGACAGGUCAAACAUCUCCGGUAAAGUGCUGCAUGUGACCAGCGAUGGCAACAUCACGGUCCAAGCCGUCAGUCGACGAGCACAAAGCAUCCAGACCACACCCAUUCCACCAACACAAGGGCUUGGGACAGAGUACCACAUACCUGCAAUGUGGCACCAGGCACCUUGGGGACCAGGUACAACAGGCUCAGCUCCGAGCACACCAAACGGAAGACACCUAAAUAUGACGCGCGUGGAAGAAGUGGUUUUCCGACUCCUUGUCGUCAAUACUCAAAACACGAACGAGGUAACCAUUUCGGAGAAGGGUGAGAACAAGACAUCUGUUACACUCAGACCGUAUCAGCUUCUUCAACUGUGGGUUAACAUCUCCCAGCCAGGGUUGAGGGUAUCUGCUGACCAUCCCGUGGCUGUCCUCCUCAGCCACCCUUGUGCUUUCUUCAGUGACUGCAGCUGCAGCAUGCUGGUCACCUACCUCCCCCUUACCCAGAACUGGGGCUCGAGUUUCCUCAUGUCCGCCUUCAUGGGAAACAACACAGAGAACGAAACCUUCCUCUUGGUAUCAACGGACGAGGACGAGGGUCUCCCCGAUGGACAAGCAGGCGACCAAUUUUCCUCUCUGUUGGAAAUCGAUUCCACCAAUCCCAUCUCCCUCACCCUCAUGAUAUCCAACAUGCUCCUUAACCUCAUCCCUCUCCAAGACUUCUCCUCUUGCUUCCUUCUCCACACGCUCCCAACUGCCGAGAACAGAGUUCUCCUGAUGGCUCCUACCGAGAACACAGAUGGGGUGCAUUUAGGUACACAGCCCCUGGCAGCUGACUGGAACCCCAUGCAAGGCACCAGCCACUCCUGGGCGCUGGUGGAAUUAGACGCUGGACGUGAUGUGACAGUGCUUUGGCAUAAGUCCUCCAAAAUUGCAGUCUAUUACCUAGGGAGUGAAGGGACAGCUGUAUUUGGAAGUCCAGCUCUAAGUCUUAGCAAGUACCCAGAUCAGAGGGGCUGUGUAUUGAUUCCCGAGGUAUUGAUGGUGGGAGAAGAGGAGGUUGGCUGGCCUGAGGCACUGACAUACUGCUAUAAACGGGGCAUGGUACAGAUCAGCUUCAGCACUAAUGACUUCCUGCAACAUGUGACCGAGGAGGUGGAGAAACAGAAAGCUGUGGGGAACAUGAAGAAGGAGGUGUGGAUAGGCCUGCGCCGCAGCUCCCUGACUGGGGGGUGGUACUGGUACAAUCAGGCUGCCUUGGAUGUCACUCGCUGGGCCGCCAAUGAGCCAGGGCACCCAACGGAGGGCCAGUGUGCUGCCAUGAAGCUGGAUGACUACAGCUGGAGUGACCAGAGCUGCUGUAAACCCCUCCCGGCUCUUUGCUACAGAAAGCCGUUCUACUUCCCUCUGACCUAGGUCUCAUUCCAGAGCUGAGUCGUUUGGACUGUAGCAAGGAUUUUUUUUUUUAUCACAAGUUUUUAAACAUAUAGUUUAACAAAUAGUCAUAUAUGUUGAAUGUAAAGUCUUAACAAUAGAAUUGCUGUCGUUUUCAGUGCUGUUUCUGUGAUUAGAUUUAAAGUUAUAUUAAUUAUAAUAUUAUAUUGUGUGAUUAACUGUACUGGUUUGGUGGAAUUAAAAUAUUAUGGAUCCAA
This is a messenger RNA of Hypomesus transpacificus, 2477 nucleotides long. RefSeq lists its product as uncharacterized. The coding region runs from base 1 to 2241 and encodes 746 amino acids. NCBI's taxonomy places the organism in Eukaryota, Metazoa, Chordata, Actinopteri, Osmeriformes, Osmeridae. The record is from RefSeq and is a predicted model, not a curated record. The transcript has 5 exons.